Molecule: messenger RNA, 420 nt
Organism: Babesia microti strain RI
Lineage: Eukaryota; Apicomplexa; Aconoidasida; Piroplasmida; Babesiidae
Product: exosome complex component CSL4
Exons: 3
Coding region: 1-420 (139 amino acids)
Biological process (GO): RNA processing
Cellular component (GO): cytoplasm; nuclear exosome (RNase complex)
Molecular function (GO): nucleic acid binding
Source: RefSeq, a predicted model, not a curated record
AUGUUUCCCAGGCAUUUUAACAAUGUGGAGGUCGGCUCUGUCGUUAUGGCCCGGAUCACUAAGUUGUACCCGGAUAAGGUAGAGUGCGAUAUACUCUGCAUAGGCGACGUGCCUUCCAGGUCUAGGUGUAAGGGCGUUAUAGCAUUGAGUGACAUAUUUACAGAGAACGUGACGCUUGAGGACGUAAAAACCACCGAAUGUUUCAUGCCAGGGGAUUUAAUACGGGCCCGAGUGUUGUCGCUGGUUGAUAGGCAGCAAAUUAUUUUGGGAACUAGUGGGCCAAGCUAUGGCGUAAUAAGAGCUUUCAGCAAAAACGGUUAUGAAAUGAGGGCGAUUUCAUGGCGCCAUAUGCAGUGCACGGGCACCAAGCAGGUGGAAAUGAGGAAGACGGCCGCGACGGGGGGUAAACCAACGAUAUAA